Gaeumannomyces tritici R3-111a-1 is the source of this 186-nucleotide messenger RNA. RefSeq lists its product as hypothetical. The coding region runs from base 1 to 186 and encodes 61 amino acids. NCBI's taxonomy places the organism in Eukaryota, Fungi, Ascomycota, Sordariomycetes, Magnaporthales, Magnaporthaceae. The record is from RefSeq and is a predicted model, not a curated record. The transcript has 4 exons.
AUGUUCGACGCCGCGGAAAAGCUUAAGUCCGUAAGUUUUGCUUUUAAUGCCGAUAAUAACUUUACGGACCGCAAAAAGCAUUACGUUUGGGCGUUUAACUUUACGGGCAAAGUAAAGGCUGGUAAAAGUAAAGGUUUUAACGUAAAAAUAUUUAUAAGCAAUAUAAAAUUGCAUGGAAAGUGGUAA